AUGGAUUUUGUUUCAUUGGAAGAAGUCAAGGCUAUGCUGAUAGCUGGAAAAACCUACAGAUGUAUAUCAGAGGAAUUGAAGGCUUUGUAUCCGCAAAAGAGAGGAUUCUCAGAACGUAGCGUGAGACGCUUUGUGGCUAAAAGAAAUCUAAAGAAAAUUUGUUGCCAUGAAAAAUUAUAUAUUGUCAAUCAAAGUAUUCGAGAGGUUGGCAGCUUGUACGGUAGAAAAAUGAUGAAAGGGUACCUUGCUUCAAAAGGAGCUUCCAUUUCUGAACGUGAUUUGAAAAAGCACUUACCUCUUCUAUCUCCACAGUGGCAUAGCGCCAGGCAUCAAUCCUCAAGUGAAAGGUCAAACCCUCUUAUUUAUACAUCGCACUAUUUCGGUCACAAACUUCACGUAGACCAGAAUGAAAAAUUGGUGCAGUAUGGAGUAACGUAUGUGCUCGCUCGCGAUGGGUAUUCCGGGAAAAUAGUUGGCCAAGCUAUCAUGGCAGUGAAAAACAAUGCUAUUAUAUAUGAACAUGUUUAUCGGACUUGUACUCUUGAAUAUGGACUAUGGGACGAAAUAAGGGUUGACCACGGUAAAGAAUUCUAUCUACUACUCUACAUGCAUGAACAGCUUCGAAAAGAAGGCAGAGGCAAUCCCGAUGUAAGUCCAUACCUUCAAACAAGUUCCACAGCAAACCACAUUAUAGAGCGUAUUUGGGUUGAAGUCAAUCAAAGGGUGACCUAUCCAAUUAAAAGGGUGAUUAUCAUCAUGGACGACUGCCGACUAAUCAACAUGGAGAACAGCGUUGAUAAGUACUGUGUUUCUGUUGUUUUGAGGAGGAUAUGUAUGGUUGGCCUACAAAGAAUGAUAAACGCUUGGAAUAGCCACUCAGUGCCACGGAAAGGCAUCCCCAAUGUGUUGCAAAGCCAAAACAAUGGCACAACACCGAUGGACCCGGCUGAUGUUCCUUCAGUUGACAAUGCUGUCGCUGCGUACAGAGAGCAAGGAGGUAGUCUAACAGAUCCACACGAGUUUGGUUCAGACCCUUUAAUAGAUGAUGCGACACUAUUGCAGCAGCGGGAAGAUGAUUGGUUAGGCAGGUGUGCGAGCACAGAAGAAGUGUACACCCAACUUAUGUGCAAUGACUCGCAACCUCUCCAAAAUUCGAUUUUACACUAUAUUGAAAUUACAAAAAAUCUUUCUAAUUAA
Molecule: messenger RNA, 1197 nt
Organism: Halichondria panicea
Lineage: Eukaryota; Metazoa; Porifera; Demospongiae; Suberitida; Halichondriidae
Exons: 2
Coding region: 1-1197 (398 amino acids)
Source: RefSeq, a predicted model, not a curated record